CAUAUUGAGACAUACGCUGCUUUGUGUGCUAGAGCAAUUAUUUUGUAAUUGGGACCUAAAAUCCUACUAUGUAGUUAGCCAUAUUUAUUUUCAUACAUGCAGAGACUUCAACUUACAAUUCUCUAAAUAAAAUGCCCAGGGGACAGUUGCCUUGGCAACAGCCUGUAAACUAAACAGUCUGGUUGUAGCAUUGACUGCUUGAAGAAUUUUACGCUAGAAGAAUUUGCUUUCAUAACAAUCUCAACAAUCUUGGCUAUGCAAUCUCAAGCUCGCCCAGAAAAUAAAAUCGAAGUACAUAGAAUCAUUGUGUGAAUAAGCUGCUCUUCAGUGAAUAGGGACAACUAUGACCUAAAAAUGCUGUUUAGCUGAUCUUUGGAUUGGUGCCUGUUUCAAAACUUGCUCUAGAUGCAGAUUCAACAUUGAAAGAAAUGAAUCAGUCAUGCAAAACUGUAGUAACAACACUCGCACCAGGAAGUUGUCCUCAACACUCCAAAAACGUCCUGGAUUGUCUGUGUGCAGCUGUCUUGCUCUUCAAGCAGAUGUUAAGCCAGGUAACAUCAGUGCCCAGACUUUGGCCAAUGAACAAUCUGCAUCUUUUCUAGAUGAAAGACAGAAUUCAAGAUGCAUCAGAAUGUUUCAUUGCCUUUUUUCUUGAAGAAAGAGGAAAAUAUAGGACGCCUACUUCAAUUUUGACUUCAAUUUGCUGGAGCAGGGAUCUUGCUUAGAGGAUAACAUUUCAAAGUCCCUUAUGGGAUUAGAUGCCCUUCAAAAAAUAAAAGUCUAGAGUCAGCAAAUUUUGUCUGGUACCAAUGACAUUUCAACCUACAAGAGCAGUUCGACUGACUCCUUUAGAGGACAAUAAAGCCAGUGCAAAUACUGAUAGCAACAAUAUUUUAAGUAUUAUGAAUUUUGUACCUAUACCUAUAAAACCAUAUACCACACUUUAUCAGCCUCAGUCAGCCAACCCACAGCAAAGGCAGGCUAAAACAUCACGAGACCAAGCUCCUACUAGUGCUUCUGAAAGCUCCACUUCAAUGGAAAACCUGGACUCGUUCAGAAUGGAUAGCUAUUGCAAAUGCUCCGGAGACUUGAAAGAACAAAGUGAAGUAAAAAUAAAAUGCAAUGAAGCUGAUGUAGGUAUUAAAAGUAAACAGGUGGACUUUGAAAAAUAUCAGCUUUCAAUAACCUAUGAAAAUUCAGAUAUCGUGAACAGAGCCAAUAUUCUUGAUGAAAGUUAUGCUUACUUAAGCUCAAGUGAAAUGACAAACACCAAGGAGAACUGUGAGAUAUUUGCAGUUCAGUGUCUUGCAUCAAGCAAUACUGACAAGGAAAGAGUUGGAAACUACUGCGAGAGAGAUUUAGCAGCAAAAAGUGUCAUUAAGACUUAUCUAAAGGAAGCUGAUGUUUCAGGGAUGAUCCCAGCUUAUACUUGGUGUGCAGAUACUGACACUGUGAAUGCUGUGCUUGAAAAUCAUGAUUUAGAUUCAAAUUGCAAAAAUGUAGUAGAAUCAUAUCAUAUGCUGGAAGAGAAAUCUGUAGCUAAAAUAAUGCCUCACUUUUCUGCUGGAAAAGUAGAAACCAGUAUUUGUCCCGUAGCCUUUGGAAAAACUGAAAAAUUAGCUAUUUCAGAAGCAACUGAAACAAAAAUCAAUAAACCAUGGCCUCUUGUCCCAUUAUCUGAACAUGUGCCACCUAGAGCACCACAGAUUGCCAAAUGUCCCAGUAGGCCUCCUAAUGUGAGUCACAGCUUCAACAUACUAGCUCAGAAAGAAAAUGAUAAUAAGAUAAAAACUAGUAAAAAUAAAACUGCUUUUAAACCUAAAAUGAGUAGAAAAAUACCUCAAGAUUUCAUUGUUUCUGAUGAGAGUUCCACCAAAUGUAAGACACACAAAACCAGCAUCAAGAACCAGAUUUUCCCUUCUGGGGAAAUGUCUCAUGUGGAAUGUGAGGCUUCUUCAAAGCAUCAGAAAAAAAGACCUCAGAUGAAGAACUGCUAUGUUGUUCAGGGUGCUCAGAAAUCUAAAAACCCAGCAUUUCCUUAUAUCUGCGAAAGUUCAAGCAGCCUAAAGAAACACGUUACUCCACUCUCUGUUCCACAAACACAGUCUGCCUCAGACUACUUGAAUCUGAAAUAUAGUGACAUGUUUAAGGAAAUAAAUUCAGAUGACAAAGGCCCAGGGAUUUAUGAAAUGUUUGGAACUCCUGUAUAUUCCCAAGUGCGUGAACUUGGUCAACAUGAGAACAGAUUUUACAGGGAAGUUUGUUCUGCUCCACUUGAGAGAUACACUGUUAAUAAACGUAAAUCUACCUGUACUAAUGAGAAAGACAGCAGCAGAGUAAGAAGCACCCAGAAAAGAACACAUUCUAAACCCAAGAACAUGACUGACAUUAAAAAGAAACAAGUAGGCUUAACACCAAAAAAGAGAAGUUCUGUGUUAAAAGAUAGCAACACAGAGCUGCAUGAUGUUUUAAUCAUUUCUGCUUCUGAUUGGCACAUAAAGACUUCAAGAAGCACACCAUUGUUUAAUGAAGGUGAAGAUCAGCAGUUUCUGGGUUUGGAGGAAUUUUCACAAUUCACUAAACAAAAUAAAAUCAUUCCGAAUUCAAACCUAUCAACUAUUAAAGAAGUUCCUUUGGAGCUAUCUUCAGAUAAUAGAGAUGUGGUGAACAAUCAGAUAUUUGCAAUCAAUGCCCACAGUUUUCAUCUGGUUGAUACAGAUCAUGCAGAAUGUGUUGCUUUAAUGAGUACUUUGAUAAAGACGGAUCAGAAUAACAAGUGUGGAGUCCAAGGAAGAAAGGAUAUGAAUAACUCCAUCAAUCUGGAAGCAAACCAGACCUUACAUAAGUCUAUAGAGAAAUAUGAAGCACUGUUUGCAUUGUCUUUUCCAGACAGAGCAGACUCUACGUCUUCUCCAAGAACACUAGAUCAGAGCUGGGGACACAUGUCCGAAAAUGCAUCAACUCAGCAUUUAAAUGCUGCAGGCCCAGUUUUCCAGACUUAUCAAAACAUUCUGGACUGUGCAGAUAACGAAAAACUGACUGAUGAGUUGCUUUGUUGCCUGGCGGCAGAGCUACUAGCACUUGAUGAAAAAGAUACCACCUCUUCCAUAAUCCCCACAGAGAAUACAGGUUCUGAAAUACAAAAUGUAUUUGCUAGAGAAGAAGAAGACAGCGUGAAUGUGGAUGGCAAAGUGGCGGCAAGUGCAGAGGAACAGCAGAGUUACAGUAAUGCUUUUCUGGUGUCAAAGAGGGAAACUGACUUGCUAAGCUUCAAUGAACCUACUGUGUUUCCAGAAAUCACUCAAGUUAAUAAGGAUCCUAUCACAUGGACCAGAGGUGAAAUCCUUGGAAAAGGAGCCUAUGGCACUGUGUAUUGUGGUCUGACAAGCCAAGGACAAUUAAUAGCAGUGAAACAAGUUGCUUUGGAUACCUCAGAUAAAGUCAGUACAGAGAAGGAGUAUCAAAAGCUGCAAGAGGAAGUUGACUUGUUGAAAACACUAAAGCAUAUCAACAUUGUAACCUAUUUAGGAACCUGUUUAAAAAAUAACAUUGUAAGCAUUUUCAUGGAGUUUGUCCCUGGUGGCUCAAUUUCCAGUAUUAUUAGUCGCUUUGGGCCAUUGUCCGAAAUUGUCUUUUGUAAAUAUACAAAACAAAUUCUGCAUGGGGUUGCCUAUUUACAUAAUAACAGUGUGGUACACAGAGAUAUCAAAGGCAAUAAUAUUAUGCUUAUGCCAAAUGGUGUUAUAAAGUUGAUUGACUUUGGCUGUGCAAAGCGGUUAGCAUGGGUAAGCCUGAGUGGCACACACAGUGAAAUGCUCAAGUCUAUGCAUGGGACUCCAUACUGGAUGGCACCAGAAGUAAUAAAUGAAUCUGGAUAUGGAAGAAAAUCAGACAUCUGGAGCAUUGGAUGCACUGUAUUUGAGAUGGCAACUGGUAAACCGCCUCUGUCUUCCAUGGAUAGGCUAGCUGCUAUGUUUUACAUUGGAGCCCACAGAGGACUGAUGCCUUCUUUACCUGACUAUUUCUCAGGAAAAGCAGUAGACUUUGUCCAUGUAUGCUUAACCAGGGAUCAGCAUGAGCGUCCAUCUGCUCUACAAUUGCUGCAGCAUCCCUUCAUGAAGGGAAGACAAUGAACUUUUCAAAACAUCUGCCAAACUAAUAUACAUUUUCCAUUCAUAUCUCUUUCUAACAGUACAACAGGGUAAUUUGCAUUUGAAUUGAAAUAGGAGUAUAGUAAUUUACUAGAUCUCAGCAGUCAGCCAAACAGUGGAAAGCACCUGUGAGACUGCAAUAUAAUUUAACUAGUUUGAUUUGUGCUGUGACAUGCUUAUCAGGGCUGGGGAAUUUAGAUUGCCAUUUAUUCAGUAAACAACUUUUUUUCCUGCAAAGAUUAAAUGUUUAAACAAAAGCCAUGACAUUGUUUUCAACUUGAAGAGGCUUAAAAAGAAGCUAUUUUAUAAAAAUGGAACUGGGGGAUUCCCAUUUUUUCUGUGAAUAUGUAAGUGGUGAAAUAGCUAAUAUUAUCCAAAAGCAUCAAAGAGUUCUGUACAUGCUGCUCAGGUGUAUUUCCCAAACAGAAUUCGCCAGUUCAUUAAAUGUAACUGUGGAAAUCACUUGGAAAAAUCAGAAUUUACUUUAUAUACAGGUCAGAACAAUACACAGUUACAAGUACAAAGCAGCUUUCAGAAGGGUCCAUUUAAUAUUACUUGGAUACAGAACAGCAAGUUCCAGCACACACAUAAUUUGGAAGUCUUUUACUGCUGGUGAUUUAUCAAAAAUUAAUUGGCAAGAGAUAUCUGCUCUAUAUAUGUACUAGUCUGUAAACUUCAGUAAUUAACAUUUCCUGUUCGCUCUCGGAAUACAAAUGCCAUAAGAGGCUUUAUUCCUCUUUUCUCCUUGGACUGGUAAACUGACUUUGCCAUUUUGAAAUUGUCACUUGUUUAUAUUACCAUUGAAUCUGUAUGUUUGAUGGGUAAAAUCUUGAAGGGGACGAUCUGAAGUGUGACUACAAUUACAGUAUUAAAGAGAAAUUCCUGCAUGCUGUAGAAGAUGACCAUCCUUUACUGGGACUGAUGUAUGGUCUUUGGCCAGAUUACAAAAAAAAUUUUUGGAAUGUGGAUCUAGGUCACCUAAAAACAAGACUAGGGAUUUUUUGAAUGUAUAAGAUGUAAUGUUGUGGGUAUAAAGCAGAAAAAUAAAGCAGGAAUCAAAUAUAUGAGAGAACAAGUAACUACUAAGAGGUAUUGAGUCAUUAAGUUAUUCUGAGCUGAAAAUAGUAAAAUUUCUGUCUUUUGUACAAAUUGAAAUUUAUAGAAUGCCAACCGUUGCAGUUGUCUCACUUCUCUAAUAGAGGUAUAUUUUAUUCUACAAGUGUCUGGUUCUAAACAUUAACAUUUACUCACUUCUGAAUAUUUUAUCAUAAGUGGUUUAGGAGCUAAGUCUCAGUUUCAAAAGGGACUUAAACACAAAGGAGCCAAAAUCCCACUGAAUUUCAGUAAGUCUUAGGAGAGUUUUAGGCUCCUAAAUGUGUACAUCCCUUUUGAAAAUAGGCUUUAGGAACACAAACACAUUUUACCUUUAGUAAACUAGGUAUCUGGUCUCACCACCUCUAUGCACUAAUGCCAAUCAGCAGCAUUUAAAAAUAAUUAGUUAGGUCCUCAACAAACUUGAGAGUCACUCAUCAAGGUAAUAAGUUUUGAUAGCUCAUUUCUAAACCUUUAUAAUGCAUUCUUCUGUCAAUUUUCUCUGCAUACAUGAAAGCCAAGAUUCUUAUCAUCACUUGAAUCUUACAAAUGAGACACUAAACCUCAAGUAUCUCAAGAGCUGGCAAACUUUAUCAUGCACAAUUCGGAAGUAUAGAUUAAAAAUCUCAGAGUAGCCGUGUUAUUCUGUAACUUUAAUUAGUCCUAUAGCACCUUAGAUACUAACAUUUAUUUAAUAUAAAGUAUCCUGAGAUUUCAUGGCAAAACCCACUUCCCAAAAGCUCAGGAUAUUUUCUCUCUCUCUCUAUAUAUAUUUUGUGUCUCUGAGGUGCUAAAGGACUACUCGUUGCUUUUUAAAUAAGAUUAAAACAAGGAAUCCCAUGGCAUCUUAAUCUAAACAUUUAUUUGGGCAAAAGACAGACAGACACAGACACACAGACACAAAAAGAACCAGGGCAAAUGAGGCCAAUUCAAUCAUAAUGGAUGUGGUCCACUCCUAACAACUGAUAGGUGGAACCCUAUACUGUGACCUAACAUGGCACAUUUUCCAUGAUAUACAAUUCCCUCUUUGUAUUAGGGAAGACUUCAAAAAGACAGCAAAGUAAAGAUGAUCUUUAAUUUCACAUUAAAUGAUAAUUAGGUACCAUUUAUAUUAAAUACUAAUGGACAAGGGUGCACUGGAGUAAGCAGUAUGUAUUAGAAGAGAAAGGUUAGGUUUUUCAACAAAAUCACUACAUCCUCCUGGAAAAUUUUCCAAUAAAAGCUUAAAUAAAAUCCCACAUGCUCUGGUGACAUCUGCAAGUGUUUUAGCACCUGCUUAAACCUUCUGUUAUUCAAAGAAAAUUUUAGAGCUUUAGAAUAUUUAUUUAAAAAACUGUUCAAGUUUGUUAUUCUAUUUUCUUAAAGGAGCUAAGAUUUUUAAGUUAAAUUUCAUCCACCAAGUUAAAGAUACAACAGCACAUGGUUUUAGAAAGAAAAGCACUGGAACUCCAUCAAUCACUUAUGGGAAAUGAUAUAUAAAUAUUAUGCAACUUUACACCAGUAUAACGGCACACAUAUUAAUGGUUAUACCAGUCCAAUUACACCGCUGAAAAACCUACCCUCAACUGACAGUUAUACUGGUACAAAAGUUGUGUACAGCAUAGACCAAGCCAAACAGUCAGAGAAGUGCAAGGAGUGGGGUGGGAGAAGAGUUGCAAGAUUAUUGUAGAGCAGAUUGUAAUACUUCUACCCUUACUUCUGUGCUGUUUUGGUGGCAGUGCUGCCUUCAGAACUGGGCAACUGCAGAGCAGCAGCUGCUGGCUAAGGAGCCCAGCUUUGAAGGCAGAACCAUCACCAAUAUCAUAGCAGAAGUAAGGAUGACAUGGUAUGGUACAGCCAGCCUUACUUCUACACUGCUGCUGGCAGAGAACUGCUUUCAGAGCUGGGUGCCUGGUUAGUUAAUAGCUGCCAGUCUCUGGGCACUCAACUCCAGGGGCAGUGCAGAAGUAACUGCCUCAAUACUCUGAUCCUCCUAAAACAACUUUGUCACCACCUUGCAACUCCCUUUUGAGUCAGCCUCCCCCCGCCCCCAUUUGAGAAAUGCUGGUCUCUCCCCCAUGAAUUGUGUGUAGUAUAAGGUGAAGUACAGACAAUAUCUAAUUUCACAGUCCAUGACAAGUUUUUCAUGGCUGUGAAUUUGUUAGGACCCAAGUAUAGCUACAUGAUUCACUAAAAAGGAAAAAAGCUUUUAAAUAAUUAUUUUGGACUUGAAACCCCACCAGUGUCUCCUUCAUGUGCCCUACUACAGAUUAUUCAUUUUGGCUAUAACAACUUUUUAAAGCUUGAGCUAUCCUGAGUAAAAAGCAACAUUAUAUAUUGUCAUUUUAAUCUCAUUAGAAUCAGACAAUUUCUUUAAAAUGCCAGUUCAACUAUUUUGCAUCACUUUUCAAAUGCAAGAUUAAAGAGGUUAUUAAAUACAGGUAUAUACUCAGACCAAGUAUUUUCACAAUUUUUCAUAAAACACACGUAUCAACCUUCUUCUACUGUGAAUCCCAGCCAGGGACUUAGAACCAGUAGUUCUUACACAUAUCCACCAUCCUUUGAAUUUGUUAUGAUCUUUCAAAAGCAAUGUGAAUUGUGCAAGAUCCAGAGAGAAUUACUAUACCAGCUACAGUGUGGAGAUAUUAUGGGGGAGGGGAGAAAAGGGGAGGAGGAGAAAUCAAUCCGUUCAGGGCCAUCUUAUACAUUUAUAACGGACUGAUUUAGUCAGCUUUAGUACUCCCUAGAACAGCAGAAGAGUGAUGCAGGCAUGCUUGUAAUUCUGCUUUGUUGGAGGAAGAAUACUUUUAAAACUAUGAAUUAGUAUAUUUCAAUUACAGAUAAAAUAGCUAUAAUGUGACACUUCCAACAAGCCCAUGAAGGGUAUUUAAUUGAACUUUACACAAUUACAUGAGCAUUAAUACACACUGUGAUAUGGAAAAUACAAAGUCCCCACUUUGUUCAUAUCAAACGAAAAGAGGGCACUAUUUUUUUUUUUUUUUAAAGAUACCCAAUUUCUA
Messenger RNA from Pelodiscus sinensis (Chinese soft-shelled turtle), 8242 nucleotides. The record is from RefSeq and is a predicted model, not a curated record. NCBI's taxonomy places the organism in Eukaryota, Metazoa, Chordata, Testudines, Trionychidae.